Molecule: messenger RNA, 1334 nt
Organism: Gilbertella persicaria
Lineage: Eukaryota; Fungi; Mucoromycota; Mucoromycetes; Mucorales; Choanephoraceae
Product: Dbl homology domain-containing protein
Exons: 5
Coding region: 111-1241 (376 amino acids)
Molecular function (GO): guanyl-nucleotide exchange factor activity
Source: RefSeq, a predicted model, not a curated record
UUUAUCUUCUUUCUUUUCUUUCUUGUUUUUUUUUGGAAACUCAUUAAUUGAAAUUGUGUAGGCGCCUUGCCCUCCUGUACAACUCUCAAGUUCACUCUCUUUAGAUCAUUAUGCCACCUCAUUUUCCAGUUGAUGAGGAUACUGCAUACGAGACAAAGCAAUGGGCAUCUGAUACCAUUGACAACUUAUUUUCCGAUAGUCAACCAAUUACUUUUGAACCUGUUCAGUCCAUUCCUUUUCCUCAGCAGUUGGAAGUGAAACCAAUUCAGAAAGCAGUAAAUGAUCUAAAGAAAAAAUACACCAAUAAUCCUGCACGCCGCUCACUGUCUGUUCUUGAGACAAGUCUAUUCAAACGAAACUGCAAUAACGAAGAUGCUCGGCCUGUUGCAAGAUCUUCUCGAUCUGAUAUUAUCACUUCUCCUUGUACACUUACCCAUUCGGAUUCCGCCCCAUCUUUGUUAAUUACCAGUCAUACUCAACAUCAAAAAUCAUUAUCCGCGCGACUUAAACGUACAUUGACGCCAGAAAAACCUUAUCUCAACAAAAAAGCAUUAAGCAAUAGCGAAAAGGAGGGUAUUGAAAUUUGGAAAAAUACAUUCAAUGAGUACCUUGUGGAUUCCAAAAUGACUCCUCAUGGUCAAUCACCGCAUUUAUUACACUUUGUCUUGAAUGAAUUGGUCACUACAGAAACGACAUACUUGGAGCAUCUCUUGAUCAUAAAACAGAUGUUUAUGGAUCCAUUAUUAGAAGCAGCCACAACAUAUCCUCGGCCAUUAGUCAAUUUGAAAGACAUUCAAACCAUUUUUGCGUUUAUACCCGAGUUAAUUACACUUUCUACGCUCUUGGUCAAUGGUCUAAAUAAAGCCAUUAAUACUACUGAAAAUGGUGAAAUCUAUGGAUCCAUUGGGAAAGUAUUUUGUGAUCUAGAAGAAGAACUCGAAAUUUAUAUUCGCUAUGCUGCAAAUUUCUCCAAGCAACAAAGGUGUAUUGGUAGAGCAGACAGAAGCAUUGUAUAUAGACAAUUGGUGCAGGACUCAUUGCGUAAAAAGGAAACAAAUAGAAUGGGAUUGUCCGACUAUAUGAUUGCUCCUAUUCAAAGAAUUACACGUUAUGGACUCUUACUGAAAGAUCUUGUCAAACAUUCUAAUCCUUUGACUCCUGACUUUUAUUUUAUACAAAGAUCUCUUAAAUGUCAUCUUGCUUUGGCACAUGCUAUGAAUGCAAUACAAAAAACAUCAUGAUCUGCAUAAUUCAUACUGUAUACAUACCCUUUCUUUCUUUUUUUUCAUCGUAAUACAUAAUCUUAAUAAACAUUCUGCAUUUCUUUAAUUCAA